Messenger RNA from Macadamia integrifolia, 1650 nucleotides. RefSeq lists its product as uncharacterized. The transcript has a single exon. The record is from RefSeq and is a predicted model, not a curated record. The coding region runs from base 1 to 1650 and encodes 549 amino acids. NCBI's taxonomy places the organism in Eukaryota, Viridiplantae, Streptophyta, Magnoliopsida, Proteales, Proteaceae.
AUGGCGUUUUUGAAUGUGGUAGAUGAUGGUAGAGAUAUGGAUCAUGACCCAGGGGGAGGAAGACCGCCGGAUAGGGGCAGGCAACUUCGCCUUACUGAUUUCUGGAAACCUAAAUUAAAGGAUGCAUCGGAAGCGGUUAGAGAAGAAUCUGAGUUUCAAGCCAAAGAAGAUCUGAGUACUAAGGUGGAUGACAGCAGAAAUCAGAAAGAUAGAGGGGAUGGUGUGAAGAAAACUUUUUCUACUGUUGUGGGUAAGGUUUUACCGGACGUGGAGCAGUUGGCGGAUCCAAUACAUGCUGGGGCGCACACUAAGAUUAUCAUCCCGCAAGAGGCAUAUGAGGAGAGGCUGGAAAAAUUCAAGUUUGCUUUGAUAGGUAGGGCAAAUUUCAAAUUUAUGUCUAUGAAUGAUAUUCGUAAAGCUGCAGGAGAGGGGUGGAAGUUGAAGGGGAGAAUUUCUUUGUCUCCUAUGGGGAAAGGCUUCAUUUUAUUUCAGUUUGAGUUGGAAGGAGAUAUGUCUGCCAUUUGGAGAAGGAACCUAAUCAAGGUUAGAGGACAAUUGAUUCGAUUCCAACGCUGGAAACCAGAUUUUGAUGUGCAUGCGGUGAACAACCCAACCAAACUGGUGUGGAUCAGAUUUCCAGGCCUUCCCCUGGAAUACUGGUAUGAGAAGAUCUUGUUGACAAUGGCUAAAGGGGCAGGUAGACCUGUGGCCCUGGACAGACGCACCAGAUCGGCGGCAAUGGGGAAUUUUGCGCGUGUUCAGGUAGAAGUGAUAAUUGGGGAGAAAAGGGUGGAAGAGAUUCAGGUGGAAAGAAAGCAACCAGGAACGGGGGAGAUUUUUUGGUUUAAACAGUUAAUCGUAUAUGAAGAUGGGUUAGCUAAAUGUGGUUUUUGCAAAAAAAUCGGGCAUACUUUGUUCCAAUGCAAAGAGAAGAAGGAGGUGGAUGCUCGAGACACUGAGGCGGCAACCAUGGUGAAUGAAGGUGGUGCAGGGCGAAGAUCCAGCUCAGAGGGCGGUGAUUUGGGUGAAGGAGUUGUUUCCAAUUUGGGUAGAAAUCUUACCCAUAUGAGGCAGCCUUCUACCAUAUUAAGAACUCAGAUUAGGGACAAUAGUCCAAAGUCUAAGGAAGGUGUGCAGGGGCAGGGAGAUAUUGAAAUAAUUAUUCCCGUAGAGAAGUCUACCAAUAUGGGAAUAAAUCACAAUCGUAUGGGUGCAGUUAACAGUAUGGAGGGUAAUGGAUUGGUGUCUACAUUCAAUGAGGAAUCUGGGUCGGUGGAUGGAGCGGAUAUGGAUCAUAUAUCUGAACCAGGAGAGGAGGCAGAGAUUGAUCACCGUAGGUGCAACUUUCCCAUUUCAGAGGAGGAUGAGGCUAUCUAUGGUAGGGAGGAUCACAUUGGUUCAGGUCAGCAUGGUGAGAUCGAAGAGGGUAGGGAUGUGAGGUUCGAGCCUCAAAUUGAUAAUCCAAAAAAUCAGUUGCAGUAUAAGGACGGGGUUAUGAUUGUGUAUCAUGAAGACGUGGUAGAAGUUGAUAGAAUGGCGAGCAUCCUCGAGAGCAAUAUGGAGGGGAGAAGACAGCAAAAAGGUAAACCUUUCUCCCUAAAUGAGCAGAUUGCUCGGAAAUCUGACAGAUUGGCUCUCUUAAAAAAAUGA